Messenger RNA from Seminavis robusta, 1716 nucleotides. NCBI's taxonomy places the organism in Eukaryota, Bacillariophyta, Bacillariophyceae, Naviculales, Naviculaceae. The record is from the annotation of a GenBank genome assembly.
AUGACGCUCUUUCCUCGUCGACAAGCAACUCUGCCCUGUCGACAAUACGAGCCCAGCACCAUGACGACAAUGAGAGGCCUCUUCUGUCUUCUUGUUGUGGCUGCGUCCGUGCUUCCUGAGCCUGUAGUCGGUCAACAACAGCAACUGGACCGUAAUUCUUAUGUUCCUUACCCUCAUUCCGCAGACGAACUGUUACUCGAGGAGGUCGCCACAAUUGGGUCACCCUUGGCACUGGAAGUGGUGACCAAUGUGGCUCAUCCCGAGCAGUCGAACCAAGUUUGGCAACUCCUGAAGGGAGUUGUUCGUCGCAUGCAUAAUCAAAAUCAAAUAUUCAUGAGCUCAAACCAUGGACGGUACUGUGUCAUCCCAGCUGAAGCGAGCGAGGAUCCGGAAAAGAAUUCACGCGGAAAGCUCCUUGUGGAAGAAACACUUCGACGAAUUUGUUUUAUUCAACUCUAUCAUGGCAGUGAUUUGCGGUUUUGGGAAUAUAUGGAACAUUUUGACUCGUUUGGAUGCCACGAUGCAGCCGAUAUGGCCACAUGCUCAUCACGUGCACUGGGUGCUAUUCCUCGGGUUGAAUACCGAGCCAUUGAAAAUUGCAUGCACACGGCAGGAGGCCUCGAAGGAGAUAGUGUCAAUAUUCACCUCAAGACCCACAUGGACCGACAAUUCAAAAGGACCUUCCCUUACAGCAGUGUCGAUGUCCCCUUUGUUCGAUUUGGCGAGCAAAAGUAUACCGGUGUGAAAGAUACCAAGCACAUAUUGGAAUGGAUCUGCAACACCUUUGAACUCAAAAAGGGUGUCACACCGGUUGCUUGCACGUUUUGUUCCCAUUGCCUUGCGGUAGAGGCAUGCCUGUGGUAUUUAGAUUGUGAUGGGACACCCUUUACAGUGGAGGCAUUUCAAUCAACGGCUGCGACAACAGCUGUACCCGCAAUAGACAUGGAACCUGCCACCACAAUGGUAACACAGCCUGCCGGACAAGAAGCUGCAGCAGUGACAUCGUCGGAGCCUGUUGAAGCGGCACCCGGUGAUGAAACAACGGAAAUUGGCCCCCUAUCAGCUACCACUGUCAGUGCUACAACUGCGGCGCCUGAACCGCAACAAACAUCAGCCGUUAUUGGAGACCUGGCUCCCAGCGAUUUCGCCAAUGGAGAAACUUUCAUUCCAUUCACUCACGCACCUUCUACAACAUCUCCUGCCUCGGCUCCUGUCGACUUGAAUUAUGAAGUCUCGACAACGACCUCCUCUCAUGCCGACACAAGUGAUUACCACAAAGACAAGGACUCUCUCUACAAACAGGAGGCUACUGCAGAUUAUGUACUUCCUGUUAUUAUUGUGGUUUCCUUGCUCUCGGUGUACUUCAUUCUGUCUUACUGCUUCAAAAGUUACAAGAACCGGAAAAAGAACGAGCGGCAACGAACUGCUGAAGCCUACUUUGAUGACCUCUUAGAAGCGUCGUAUGCCGACAACUUGGCAGUCAGUGGUAGAAUUGACGAGGACAAAUCCGAUCGUGACUUUGAAGACGCCGGGCUCGACGAGUCGUAUCGGUAUCCCGAUGAGGUUGAUUACAGCAGAAACAUUCGACAAGGCAGAGAAUCCUCGAGUUCCGACGAUGAAGAAAGCGAGGGCAGUUCAGCUCGUCUCAGUGCAACCAGAGAACCACCUAAGCCGCCACCGUUGUACUCGUUCAAGGUCCAUCAGGUUUUGGGAUAG